UUGACUCCCACUUAAUUAAUUAAAUCACUUUAAUUAAUUUAUCAUCAUCAUCUGAUUAAUUAUGGACUGCGUUAGUGUCUCACAAGAUGUACCAACAACCGUGGUUGGGGCAGGGUCACCUUUGGCUUGUAGAUGGAACCCAACCAAAGAACAAAUAGACAUGUUAGAGAAUUAUUAUGCACAAGGGCUAAGAACCCCGACCGCGGCCCAGAUUCAAGAGAUAACCACUAGGUUGCAAACUUAUGGUCACAUUGAAGGCAAAAAUGUGUUUUAUUGGUUUCAAAAUCAUAAGGCUAGGCUAAGACAGAAAGAAAAACAAGAUCAUUUGUCAUUGUUUCGGCAAUACAACCACCACCAUCAUCACCUCCUUCACCGCCCUCAACCCGCCUUCAUGCAUUUGCCUCCACGUCAAAACGUAAUGUAUGAGCCAUGUUACAUGCCACAAAACAAUUUAGGGUUUUGUGCUCAAUACCCACAAGUUGUAUCACCGACCACCAGCAGCACCAGCAAUGGCAUCAAGAGACGAUCACCACGAACACCGAAGCCACCACGACCGAUGAAUAAUAAUGUUUCUGGCUUGAUUAUCAUGUCAACAAACCAACCAAAAACUACUGCUAAUUAUGCCAAUACUAGAAAUAGCAUAAAUACUAAUUACAUAGAUCAAGGUGACAAUAUUAAUAAUAAUAUUGUUGGAAGCAAAAACUACAUAAUUAAUCAUCAUCAAGAAACGUUGGAUCUUUUCCCGGUCCACCCAACCGGGAUCCUGCAAGAACGAGCGGAGACUACUACGGGCAAUGCUAGUUGUCUUGCCACCAAUGCUCUUACACCAUGCUCAUCAGGAACUUCGGUUGACCGGAUGUAUUUUGAUUUUUUCUGUUGAUGAUUCAAAAAUAUAUACACAUAUUAAUAUGGGCAUGAUGUUAGAGGGGUCAAAAUUUAUCUAACAUGCAUGCAAUUUUGGAUAGGUGGCUCGGAAACUAUUGUUAGUUUUUGGUCUUAUUAGUUUAAAUUGUAAUAACAUUAUUAUAUUA
This is a messenger RNA of Erigeron canadensis, 1031 nucleotides long. RefSeq names its product WUSCHEL-related homeobox 2-like. Bases 62 to 880 code for a protein of 272 amino acids. Gene Ontology annotation, molecular function: DNA-binding transcription factor activity; DNA binding. The record is from RefSeq and is a predicted model, not a curated record. Gene Ontology annotation, biological process: plant organ development. The transcript is spliced from 2 exons. NCBI's taxonomy places the organism in Eukaryota, Viridiplantae, Streptophyta, Magnoliopsida, Asterales, Asteraceae.